Messenger RNA from Aspergillus vadensis CBS 113365, 924 nucleotides. RefSeq lists its product as uncharacterized. Bases 1 to 624 code for a protein of 207 amino acids. The transcript is spliced from 2 exons. NCBI's taxonomy places the organism in Eukaryota, Fungi, Ascomycota, Eurotiomycetes, Eurotiales, Aspergillaceae. The record is from RefSeq and is a predicted model, not a curated record.
AUGGAGGCCGCUCGCGAACAGACACGGCUUGGUUACAUGCCGGCCUAUCGUGGACCCCAGCUGUCGCCACUAUACUCCCCCAGUCCUAAUCAAUACUUCUAUUCUCCCUACUCAGACGGGCACCACCCCUACGCAGAGAGUCCUGCAUCAUCCCAGGAUACAGCAUUCAUGCCUUACUGGAACCGAUCAUGCCAGUCCUCGCCCGGGAUAUCCUUCCGGAAGCGAUACAACUCUGUGUCCAGCAGCUUCAGCAAUACAGCGGGGCGGCGACGGCCUCCUCGACCCAAGUACAAGGAAGAGGAAAUAUACUUCAUCUGGUACCACCGGGUGGACCUCUGCCAGGGAUGGGAAGAAGUGCGCAAAAACUUCAACAAACAAUUCCCCAGCCGGCAGCGCUGGGGAAUCCAGGGGAUCCAAUACAGAUUCUAUCGAUUUAUCAAGAAUAAGAAAUGCCCGACCCUGCGGGAACAACAGCACCUGCGGAACGGCGGCUUCAUCCGUGCGCGAGCGGGCCUUCCUGACUCGGGGUCUCUACGAUUUGGUGUCGUGGACAGGGUCGGGAUCUGGUAUCCCUGGAUGCGCGAGAGCACAGAUGAAGUGCUCAGCGGGCGGAUACGUCGGUGAUGCUACCGCCUAAUAAACCAUUUUGUGUUGCGUUCCAUUCUUUGAAAAUCCAAUCCUCUGCGACUGGUAACUACUCACUCACGGCUAUUCGAAGAUACCUCUCUGUUUAACUUCAUUUAUUCUUCUUUCCCUUUCCAUUUUCACCUUUCAUCUUCAUUUCCCUUCUCUUUCUUUUCUAUCUUUCCCAUCUGACAUUUGUAGUCACAUUUCAGCACUUUGGACGUUUACUUGGGAUGUUCUCGAAUCUUCGCUUGCAUUGCAUACAUUGCAUAUACUUAUAGUUGCACCCAGACUUAUAAU